This is a messenger RNA of Marmota flaviventris (yellow-bellied marmot), 1777 nucleotides long. It is a transcript of the gene Rars2, whose product is annotated as arginyl-tRNA synthetase 2, mitochondrial. Gene Ontology annotation, cellular component: cytoplasm; mitochondrion. The record is from RefSeq and is a predicted model, not a curated record. Gene Ontology annotation, biological process: arginyl-tRNA aminoacylation; mitochondrial translation. Gene Ontology annotation, molecular function: arginine-tRNA ligase activity; ATP binding. Lineage: Eukaryota; Metazoa; Chordata; Mammalia; Rodentia; Sciuridae.
AGCCAGACAUGGCGUGUGGCUUCCGCAGAUCUAUUGCCAGCCAGCUUUCCAGAGUGCUGGAUCUUCCACCAGAAAACUUGAUCAAAUCAAUAUCUGCAGUUCCAAUUUCCAGAAAAGAAGAAAUAGCUGACUUUCAGCUAUCUGUGGAUUCUUUACUGGAAAAUAGCAAUGACCCCGUAAGACCAGAUAUUCAAGUUCAAGCCAAGAAACUGGCAGAGAAGCUGAAAUGUGAUACAGUAGUGAGUGAAAUCAGCACUGGUCCAGGAACUGUGAAUUUCAAAAUAAACAGGGAACUACUAACAAAGGCUGUGUUACAUCAAGUAAUUGAAGAUGGCUCAAAAUAUGGACUAAAAAGUGAACUUUUCUCUGGUCUUCCCCCAAGGAAGGUUGUGGUUGAAUUCAGUUCACCUAAUGUUGCCAAAAAAUUUCAUGUUGGACAUUUGCGUUCCACCAUCAUAGGAAAUUUUAUAGCAAAUCUCAAAGAAGCUUUAGGACAUCAAGUAACAAGAAUAAAUUACCUUGGAGACUGGGGUAUGCAAUUCGGUCUUCUGGGAACAGGCUUUCAACUGUUUGGCUAUGAAGAAAAACUCCAGUCCAAUCCUUUGCAGCAUCUCUUUGAAGUUUAUGUACAAGUUAAUAAAGAAGCAGCAGACAAUAAAAAUAUAGCAAAAUUGGCCCAUGAAUUCUUCCAACGAUUAGAACUGGGUGACAUCCAAGCACUUUCACUGUGGCAAAGAUUUCGGGACUUGAGCAUUGAAGAGUACAUUCGGAUUUACCAGCGUUUAGGAAUAUACUUUGAUGAAUAUUCAGGAGAAUCAUUUUAUCGUGAAAAAUCUCAAGAAGUCUUAAAGUUGCUGGAAAGUAAAGGACUCCUACAGAAAACGAUAAAAGGAACAGCUAUAGUAGAUCUCUCUGGGAAUGGUGACCCCUCUUCAAUUUGUACUGUAAUGCGAAGUGAUGGGACUUCUCUCUAUGCAACCAGAGAUAUAGCAGCUGCUAUAGAUCGAAUGGACAAGUAUAAUUUUGAUACAAUGAUUUAUGUGACAGAUAAAGGGCAAAAAAAGCAUUUUCAGCAAGUAUUCCAAAUGCUGAAGAUCAUGGGAUAUGAUUGGGCAGAAAGGUGCCAGCACGUGCCCUUUGGAGUAGUCCAAGGAAUGAAGACAAGAAGGGGAGAUGUCACUUUUCUGGAAGAUGUCUUAAAUGAGAUUCGACUAAGGAUGCUACAGAAUAUGGCUUCCAUUAAAACAACUAAAGAACUCGAGAACCCACAAGAGACUGCAGAGAGGGUUGGGCUUGCAGCGCUCAUUAUUCAGGACUUCAGAGGUUUACUCUUAUCGGAUUAUCAGUUCAGCUGGGAUCGUGUUUUCCAGAGUCGUGGGGAUACAGGAGUCUUCCUUCAGUACACGCACGCCCGCCUCCACAGUUUGGAAGAGACUUUUGGAUCUGGUUAUCUGAAUGACCUCAACACUGCUUGCUUACAAGAGCCACAGUCUGUUUCAAUUCUCCAGCAUCUUCUCAGGUUCGACGAAGUGCUUUUUAAAUCAUCUCAGGACCUUCAACCCAGGCACAUUGUUAGUUACCUUCUAACUCUAAGUCAUCUUGCAGCUGUGGCACACAAAACACUCCAAAUAAAAGAUAGUCCUCCUGAUGUGGCUGGGGCCAGACUUCAUCUUUUCAAAGCUGUCCGUUCUGUCUUGGCCAAUGGAAUGAAACUUCUUGGAAUAAUUCCUGUAUGUAGAAUGUAAUUUGUAAUUAAAAUGGUGUUUUAAAAUGCUAA